Molecule: messenger RNA, 1656 nt
Organism: Brassica oleracea var. oleracea
Lineage: Eukaryota; Viridiplantae; Streptophyta; Magnoliopsida; Brassicales; Brassicaceae
Product: bifunctional nuclease 2
Exons: 9
Coding region: 222-1310 (362 amino acids)
Biological process (GO): protein ubiquitination
Cellular component (GO): VCB complex; nucleus
Molecular function (GO): nuclease activity; protein binding
Source: RefSeq, a predicted model, not a curated record
AUAUUUUGGAGAGUUUGAUUAAUAAAAUAAAGCAGAGUCAUAAACCUUAUCUCCUUGGGUUCACAUUAAAAGAUAAAAUAGCAAAUAUCAAAGAGUCGUUCGUCUUCUUCUCUCCAUCAUUGUUUCUUUUUUUUCCCAUUCUCAUUCUACUUUUGUGCUCUGCUUCACUUUUUCUUCCUUCCUCUCUCUCUCUCUCUCUCUCUCAACAACAACCACCCACAAUGCCAGGAGUUGCUUUUUCAUCUGUUCCUUCCUCCGAUCUGGGAAUCUUCUUCUCCUCCUCCGACUUCACGGCCUGCUCCCGUCGUAUCUCAGCCUCGCUCUCAUCCCCCUCCUCCACCUUCCGCUGCUGCAUCCCAUUGAAAUUGAAUCUCAGAUCGCUACGCUCUCGCCGCUCCCCUAAGAUAUCUCCUAUUUGUUGCUCUACCUCCCGAUCCGGCCUCGGGGAUCCCGAUCUCGAGUUUCUCCAAGCCUCUGUCCUCGUUGCAGAGACAAGUAUGCAUUACAAAAUGAGGAGAAAUGGAUUCCGGGAAGAUUCGAUUUGGCAAGCAUCAAGGCAUCUCCCUCCUUUCGCGGUGAGAGCGAGUGAAUCCAGGGUUGGCGUUUUGCCUAUUGGACUUGGCUUCCUCCGCCAAUUCAAGCACCCAACUAUUUUUCUCAAGGUCUCUUGUGAUGGCGACUACUUGCUUCCCCUUAUUGUUGGGGAUGCUGCUGUUGAGACGCUAUUAGACGUAUCUCCACUCCAAGGCCACAUUGAGGAAUGCCCUGAUCAGUUCCACUUUGUGUCUUCUCUUGUCGACAAACUUGGCCAUCAAGUUAAAAUGGUAAAGCUUACAAAUAGGGUAUUCAACACUUACUAUGCAAGCCUAUAUCUCGGCAAGCCAGGAGACGAUGAUGUUAUAUGCAUUGAUUCACGGCCAUCAGAUGCCAUCAACGUUGCAAGAGCAUGCCAGGCUCCCAUAUACGUGAAUAAAACAAUAGUCCUGGAAGAUGCUAUCAAGAUUGGUUAUGGAGGCAGACCGAAGAGCACAAAGCCCAUUUUUAAUGUUAUCCUUGACAGCGCUCCAGAGGGACCAGAUCCCAUAUCGGAGGAGCUUAAACUAGUGAGGAAUAUGAACUUGGCGUCUAAAGAGGAGCGGUACAACGAUGCAGGUAUAUACUUACUCUGCUGUAUGUCAUAUGUAUGUUCCGUGUGCUUUGCAAACUCCUCAAUAUAUUUUUUUAUCCUGGGAUGUAGCGAUGUGGAGAGACCGGUUGAAGAAGCUUCGGAACUCGAGCUCAGUUGUAUACGAGGGUUUAGCAACUCCUGAGAGCUACGACUAGGGAAAGAAUAGGAGGAACGAAAGGAAAUGGAUGUAGAUAAAGGCUUGGGUCAAAAGAAUGCAAGUGUGAUGAAAAGGGUAUGGAGUAAAUUAUAAGAUGCGCUUAGAUUGAUGAUGGUAUCCCUAUCGCAUGUAGUAAGUUUAGAGGAAAGGCGCUGGUUGAUGGUACUAUGAAGAUGCUUAAAGUAGACCCAAAGAUAAAAUGAAUAUCUGAGGGAAAGUGUAAAAAAUGUAAAUGUAAGAAGACGAUGAACACAUUUUUUUUCUUUUAUUUUCAGUGUAUGUGAGUUUCUUCUUUGAAUGAAUUGGUAAAUAAGAUAUUUCAAGAGGAGCA